CUGGUGGUGCUGCGGGUUUUCGGGGGUUAAGAUGGAGAGCAACAGCCGCACGGAACGCGUGCGCCCGUACUUCACGGACCGGGAGUGGACCAACCUUCCCGUGUACUCGAAAGUUCGCUACGCCAACAUCAAGGAAAACUACGACAAGAUGGUAGAACUGGGUCUUCAGCCACCAGUUCCUGAGUUUCUGAAUCGCAAGCCUGCAGCUCGUAAAGUUCCAGCAAAGUCAAAGGCCAGUGGCUCAAGUGGCCACAAAGCAAAGCGCACGUCUCGUAACUCGCAGCCCGAAUCAUCAAACCCGAAGGAAGUUCCAGUCAGGCGCUCGACGCGGACGCAGGCGAGAAAGAAAGCCUCGGUACAAGGUGAUACACAAAGCGGCUGCUCGAGCAAUCCUCGCUACCCAAAGCGAAACCGGAAGGACAUGAAAUACACGGAGAGUACAGACGCUUCGGAAGAUGAGAUUCCGCCAGGUAAAGCCAGCACGUCCAGCGGAACGCCCAAACCGACUCGAAGACCUCCUGCAAAGCGCUACAAAAGCGAAGCGACUGGCAACAAACACUACGAGUGCCGCGACGGCUGUUCUCGAGACAAACCUAGUGAAUGUCCAGUGCAUGGACCGUCGUUUUUCGUCAAGAGGGUGCCGCUCAAAGACUUCGAGCGAGCCAAGAAGAGUCUACCUGAAGGCCUCGUAGUGCUUCGUUCGAAGAUGAAGGGUGCGCAGCUUGGAAUCUUCACUGUGGUUCCACUUGCCGCUGGUCAUCGCUUCGGCCCCUACGCGCACUCCAGUAUUAAGGACAGUGACGACGGUGAAGCCACGGACCAGGAACUGGGUGAGGAGGAAACUGCGCAGCCUGACGAGACCGGCCCUCAAAUAGCAAGAUGGAUUCGCUACGUCAACUGCGCACCCAGUGAGCCCCGGCGUAACCUCGUUCUGCUAGAAGAAUCCGGGUGCCUCUACUACCAGACGUGCCAGCCCGUGGAACCAUCCGAGGAGCUCUUGUUAUGGUGCGGCGUGCCACCGACCGCUUCGGGAAUUCGGGAAGGAUAGCAAUACAGCGAAUGGCUUCACUCGCGGUACGACGGAAUGAACGAAAAAAGCCGAAAACCUGAGAAGUCCUUCUUAUGCGAUGUCUGCGGCGCAGGGUUCGCUACACAAGUGGGGCUCGAUCAUCACAUUAGAUCCCACGUGACAGUGAAACCCUUCAAAUGUGAAAAGUGCAGUGAAGGCUUCAAUAAGGCAGUGCUCCUGAAGCGCCACCGGAAGAUCCACACGGGCGAACUGAUGUACAAGUGUUCCGAGUGCGGCAGGCAGUUCAGCAUGGUCUCACACUUCAAGUGUCAUGUCCUCUCCCACUCGCAAUCGAAGCCGUACUCCUGCAGAGUGUGCAAGAGGGCGUUCGCCAGAAAGUGCCACUGCCUCAGGCACGAGCUCACAAUGCAUGGCAAACGAUGAGAUUUGUGCCUUGCACUUCAGCAGGUGCAAGUCCCAGCGUCGAGGAAGUCCAUUGCAAAUCGCAAUUCCCGAGUACAAGUAGGAAACGCCGUACAGUUGGCGCUUAGUGACUCAAACGAAAUUGCAGCCGAUCCAAAUUGAACGUACGAAUAAA
Messenger RNA from Dermacentor silvarum, 1607 nucleotides. Its product is annotated as histone-lysine N-methyltransferase PRDM7-like. The record is from RefSeq and is a predicted model, not a curated record. NCBI's taxonomy places the organism in Eukaryota, Metazoa, Arthropoda, Arachnida, Ixodida, Ixodidae. Gene Ontology annotation, molecular function: protein binding. The transcript is spliced from 9 exons. Gene Ontology annotation, biological process: regulation of DNA-templated transcription. The coding region runs from base 32 to 1048 and encodes 338 amino acids.